This is a messenger RNA of Mercurialis annua (annual mercury), 744 nucleotides long. Its product is annotated as 40S ribosomal protein S14-3. Gene Ontology annotation, biological process: ribosomal small subunit assembly; maturation of SSU-rRNA from tricistronic rRNA transcript (SSU-rRNA, 5.8S rRNA, LSU-rRNA); translation. Gene Ontology annotation, molecular function: small ribosomal subunit rRNA binding; structural constituent of ribosome; mRNA 5'-UTR binding. The transcript has 6 exons. NCBI's taxonomy places the organism in Eukaryota, Viridiplantae, Streptophyta, Magnoliopsida, Malpighiales, Euphorbiaceae. The coding region runs from base 132 to 584 and encodes 150 amino acids. The record is from RefSeq and is a predicted model, not a curated record. Gene Ontology annotation, cellular component: ribosome; cytosolic small ribosomal subunit.
CUACUGUCCCUUAUAAUUGUCGCCGAACCAUUGAGUUGCCGUUUGCUCUCUAGGGUUUUCGCAUUUUUCAAACACAGCAGCCUCCUCUCUAGCUUCACUUAUCAUCGUCUCACUCUAAUCUUCUCGCCGCCAUGUCGAAGAAGAAGACUAGAGAGCCAAAGGAGGACAAUGUUACCCUUGGACCUGCAGUUAGGGAGGGUGAACAUGUUUUUGGAGUUGCCCAUAUUUUUGCCUCAUUUAAUGACACAUUCAUCCACGUCACUGAUCUAUCUGGUCGAGAAACCCUUGUUCGCAUAACAGGUGGAAUGAAGGUGAAAGCUGAUAGAGAUGAGUCUUCACCUUAUGCUGCUAUGCUUGCAGCACAGGAUGUCACUCAGAGAUGCAAGGAACUUGGCAUUACUGCUCUGCAUAUUAAGCUCCGUGCCACUGGUGGGAACAAAACAAAAACACCUGGUCCUGGUGCACAGUCUGCCCUGCGUGCUCUUGCUCGUUCUGGAAUGAGAAUUGGUCGCAUUGAGGACGUGACACCAAUUCCAACUGAUAGCACCCGCAGAAAGGGUGGUAGAAGAGGAAGAAGGCUGUGAGUUUGUGUUUUGGCAACUUGUUGCAGAUCUAUUUUUAUUUUGGGACAAUUUCUCCAGUUGUGGAACUGAUUUUAGUUUUUAAUAUUUCUCAUUGCAUAAUCAAUUGAAGUUAUGUAGAAGUUAAAGAUAUUAGUAUUGAAUACCCUGAAAUUUUGUUUUA